Messenger RNA from Pedinophyceae sp. YPF-701, 561 nucleotides. Lineage: Eukaryota; Viridiplantae; Chlorophyta; Pedinophyceae. The record is from the annotation of a GenBank genome assembly.
AUGCUGAACCUGGCGUUCGUCAAGAAGAAGCAGGAGGAGGAGCGGGAGGCGAAGAGGCAGGAGGACGCGAACGACAAGCUCUCGCCGUCGGAGAUGCGGAUGCAGAAGGACAUGGGCGAGCUCGACCUCGACAGCUCGACGGUCAUCAACUUCGUCGACGGGCCGGACCAGGUGAUGCACUUCGAGGUGGUCAUCCGGCCGCCCGAGCGCACGCCCUACCACGGCGGGCGCUUCCGGUUCGACGUGAGCGUCCCGCUUACCUACCCGCACGACCCGCCCAAGGUCCGCUGCCUGACCAAGGUCUACCACCCGAACAUCGACCUCGAGGGCAACGUGUGCCUGAACAUCCUGCGCGAGGACUGGAAGCCCGUCCUCAGCGUCAACUCGGUCAUCAUCGGCCUCCAGUUCCUCAUGUCGGACCCCAACCCCGACGACCCGCUCAACAAGGAGGCCGCCGAGAUGAUGCGCGCGCGCCGGUCGCAGUUCGAGAACGUCGUCGCGCAGCACGUCCGGCGGGGGACUUACAUCGGCAACGACUACUUCCCCGCGUGCCGGGACUGA